GUCAGAAGGAAAGUUGUCGGAAGAAGCUGGUACUGCAAGAGUAACUCUCACUUAUAAACUGCUUAUUUCUAAUUGUUACAGGCUACUUUCAAUUUGGGAUAUGACAGGAGCAGGCAGAAGGCAAAAGUCUUAUCAUCCCCAUGGUAUCAUUUACAUAAUAUACACAAAAAGAAAAGUUAAAAAGUUAAAUAUGGCUCUGACUACUGAAGGUCCACUCAGUAAACUUGUAGAUUUAGCUUUACAUGGUCCCGAUGUUGAAGUAGUUAACUUCAAGUAUCUACGAAUUUUACUGGUUGAAAUUUUGAAAAUAGUCCAUGUUAAUAGUAAAAGUUCUCUGGAUAUAAUAGAAAUCUCAGGGAUCACAGAUGACCAGAACUGUAAAGUUGAAAGUGAGAAUAACAGUGAUAAGACAAAUUUUAAUGGCUUUAAAGAAUAUUUUGUUGAUGACAUAAAAAGAUUAUUAGAAAACCAGAAAUUAUUGGAGAAUAGAAUUAAUAAACUGGAGAAAGGCUCAAGUAUGUUUGAUUUUUUUCCUUCAAAUAAUGAAAUUUUCAACAUUGAAGAAAGUAUUAUGUUAAACAAAAAAAACUUAACAAAUGACAAUAAUUUUUUAAGUUCUCAAAAUUCAAAUUUAAGUCAAAAUGUAAAUCAGAAUUUAAACAACAAUGAUGGAGCAUUAUGUCUUACUUGGAACACAAUAAAAACAAGUAGAAGGUUACAGGUGGUCGAAGAAGGUGUUGAUAAGUUGUUUUCUUUGAUGAAGGAAGUUCUGGAGCAAACUCGAAAAGAAGGUUCUUUAAAUGAUCUUCAUACUCAAAUUAACCAAAUAAAUGAAAAUACAGAAUUUAAAAUUAAGCAUUUAGAAACUCAAAUUGCAGAAAUGCAUGAAAAUGAUAAUUGGACAAAAAAACUAAACAAAAUAAAUGAUGGUACAGAAUUAAAGAUAAAACAACUAGAAACUAUUGUUGCAGAAUUACAAGAUGAUGAUAAGUUGACAAAAAAACUUAAUUCAAUUAAUGACAAGUUUACUAUCGAGGUAUUAAAAAUACAAGAAGAAAUCAAAUCUGAUCAUAAGUCACGUUUUGGUAAUUUAGAUAACACAGAAAUAAAAGAUAUUAUUGAAAAAAUGCACAGCGUUCACAAGUCAUCUGGUAACUUUAAUGACGUCUUUUCUACCUGUAAUGAUGUCAAAAAUCCAAUACAUGAUAGCAAUGGUGAUUUGGAAGUUAUAAAAAAUGAAAUCAAUGAAAUAAAAAGUGCUUUAAAACAAAAUGGUGUAAUUGUAAGUCAGCAGCAACCUUCCAAAAAUCAAGAUUUACUUGCUAAGAGCGAAAAAUAUAGUGAUUUGUUCAAAAAUGAUUUUGAAAUAAAAGAUAAAGAAAAUGAAGAUGAAGAUGAAGAAAUGUUUUUAAAGAAUAAAAGUACAACUCAUUAUGAUCAUGAAAAUUUUGUCUCUAUUCAAAACCAAACACAAAAAAAUGCUUCUGAUAUUUUAUUCCUACAAAAAAGUCUAACAGUUUUACAAAAUAUAUUAUCGUCUAAUAGUACAAAUGAGCAAAGUGAAGACAUUUUAAAUAAUCUUUCAGAUGCUUCAAAGAAAAUUUUAUGUAAUACUUCAGAUUCUUCAGAGAAACUUGAAAGCAUUACUUCAAAAAAUAUUAUAGAUAAUCCAAAUCAAAUGUAUAAAGAUUUAUCAAAUCAGUUGUUUUUAUUGCAAGAGGAGCAAAAAAAGUUAUUAAGAAAUACUGAAAGUUUUUCAAAAGAAGUUAGAGAAGAAUUAUCACACGAACAAAAAGAAAUUGAUGUUUUACACAAGCAAAUAGAAAAAUUAAAUACAAAGAUUUUUUCAAAGAAAAGUUUAAAUGAUGGAGAUAUCAACAAUUAUGACAAAGUCAAGAAUGACAAUGAUGACAUUAGAUCUGAAAUACCUGAAAAAACUGUUCUCAAUGAAAAGAUGGACCUUCGUAUAUUUGAAGAGCGUUAUCAGUUGAUUGACGAUUGCUUACAAGAUGCUUUACAAAGAAUUGAUACUUAUGUCAAACAUGGAACAUCUUUGGAAGAUGCACUAAAUAAGUUGACUGAAGACAUUAACUCCAAAAUAGAUUCAAAUACAGAAGGAAAACUUAAAAAGUUCUUAGAGGAACGUUUAAAAGAUAUUCAAAAAAAGUGUUAUUCUUUGUUGGAAGAUGCAAGACUGGAUAAAACAAACGCAGCUGGAUUGCGCAAACCUCUUGGAUCUUAUUCUUGCAUUUCUUGUAAUCGAACAGUUGAUGUUUUAACAUCAGGUUUUAUGCCUACUGUACCACAGAAAUUUCCUUCUAAAAAAACCAUGGCUCCAUAUACUUCAUAUGAACUUGAUCAACUUCGACAACAAAAGUUUGGUACAAAUCCAACAUUGUCUGAUCGCCCAUGUGGUGGUCAACACACAGCUAUUAAUAAUUUAUUGUACCGUUCUCAAAAGGGGUUGCCUGUAGAUGAUGUACUACAAAAAGAUUUAGCAUUUGAAGCCAAGGAGUUCUCAUUUGGGGAUUGUGUUGUUGGUACAGAUGGCCAUAUUUACAGAGGAAAAUAUCAGCAGUAUCCAAAAAAAUCAGCUAUACAUAACAGUCGUAAACAAGGAAGCCCCCCUCAACAUGUGUCGCAUUCAGCUAUUUCCUCUCACUCAAAGCAUAGCAUGGAUUCGAAAACUGAUGAAAAAUCUCAUCUUUUUGUCUCUUCUCGUCCGCAUUCUGCUGAUUUUACAAAACAAACGAGUCCUGUGCUUCCUCCUAUAAUUCAAUCUCAUAAGUCUGCUGAAGAUUGCCGAGCUGAAGUUUUUUAAUAUUUUUAAAUUCCAAAUUUAAAAGUUUGUUAUUGAUUUUAAGCUUCUCAGAGAAGCGCUUGUAUUGUAAAGCGAUUUUUAGUGAUACUUAUGAAUAAGUUUGAUUUUUUUAAAAAAAGUUUUUGCUUUAAUUUUGUUAAAAAUGCUACAAUUGUUUUAAGAGAUUUCAUUUUUU
Messenger RNA from Hydra vulgaris (swiftwater hydra), 2996 nucleotides. RefSeq names its product golgin subfamily B member 1. The record is from RefSeq and is a predicted model, not a curated record. NCBI's taxonomy places the organism in Eukaryota, Metazoa, Cnidaria, Hydrozoa, Anthoathecata, Hydridae.